Angiostrongylus costaricensis is the source of this 1572-nucleotide messenger RNA. The record is from the annotation of a GenBank genome assembly. NCBI's taxonomy places the organism in Eukaryota, Metazoa, Nematoda, Chromadorea, Rhabditida, Metastrongylidae.
AUGCGACCGCACACAAGUACGCGAACCAUUGGCGGGCUCGAAGAUGAUGAGGAUGAAGAUGAGGAAGACACACGAAAUAUGUCUAAGGAUCGAAUACUGGAAGCAAUUCGACAUAAGCGGGAAAUCAUUGGAAAACUUCGUUGCCAACCGUGGAAUAUGAAGCGAAAACGUAGGACGUUGAAAGUAGCUCAACGGCACCUUCAACGUCAAGAGGCAAAAGUUUCAAAGGCACGGUUACUUAAAGCAGAAGCCGGUAGACGAAUCACAUUAAUGAGUCGAUGGUUUGACAAUUUCAAAAUUUAUCUCAUAUUAUGGGAAGCGAAGAUUAAGCGAAUUGAAAGUCACUUUGGAUCCGUUGUUAGUUCUUACUUCACUUUUCUGCGAUGGACUCUUGGAGUCAAUGUUACUAUGACUGUUAUUAUGUUAAUGUUUGUCAUCAUUCCAGAAUGGUUGGCGGAUUCACGGAUGACGUUUGCGUCGGAGCGCUACAAUCGUACGAAAUCCAUUAAAAUCAUGCCCGAUGAUGUUCGUCUACGUGCCGAUGAAAUGAGCACCGUGUGGGAUUUGGGAGGUUAUAUGGAAUAUUCCUUGAUAUUUUAUGGUUACUACUCAAGGGAAACAUUUUUUGGUGAAACAAUUCGAUAUAGAGUACCAGUAGCGUAUUUUCUUUCUAAUAUAUUUGUACUUGGAUAUAGUUUCUUCACAAUUUUAAGGAAGAUGGCUGCUAAUGCACGAACGAGUAAAUUAUCAUCAGGUAAAACAGAACAGUAUGUUUUCAACUGGAAAGCGUUCACAGGCUGGGAUUUCACUAUAGGCAACGCUGAAACUGCCGGAAACGUGCACAUGGCGAACGUCAUUAAGUUCCGUGAGGCUAUUGCUGAGUUUACGGUGAACAUGAAGAAAAAAUAUUGUUGUUUACAAAUUUUGUUACGAUUAUUCGCUAAUUUGCUUGUGUUCACUAUGCUAGCAUUUUCCGUGUGGGCAAUUCUAGCGGUGAGCCAGAUCAGAGAAACGGAUACGUUUGUAAAACAGAAUGCGGUGUCCAUAACAGUCUCCUUCAUUACGCUGAUUUUCCCAAAUCUAUUUGAGCUGAUCGGAAAACUGGAGCGAUAUCAUCCACGAACGGCUCUACGAAUUCAGUUGGCAAGGGUUCUGUGUUUGUACAUUGUUAAUUACUACACGCUCAUCGUCUCGCUGAUGAUGAAACUGAGAGAUAUUGAAAAUGAACGGAAAGUUCUAGAGGAAUCCCAAAUGGUUGCAAUAAACUCGAUUAAUGGGUUACGAACAGUCAAUCAAAAUCGGACAGUACGUGAUUUGGUUACAUCAUCGUUUUCCGAUCAUAUUUCUCCACACACUACACCAGCCCCUCUAGAGCCGUGGACUACGGUGCUAGCUGAUUUCGGUCCAAUUGGAGUGUCGAAUCCGAAGGCUCUAGUUUCCAAGGACAAUUCUAUGCACAAUGCCAGCGUCGUCAUUACGCAUCAGAUCGGACCGAGCGAUGUCUGGCAAACUCCUUAUGAGCAGAUCACUCGUAACUACACAGUUUACACGUGCGUAAGAAGCUGCUAUUAA